UGAUAUAACUGAUUCGCUUAGCCUUUCCAAUUGAUUAUUCUUAUUAUUCAUAUCCACUUUCCAUUGUAGACGAGUUACCCAGUCAUCUGCUUGAUGAUAGUCUUUCCCACCACAACAAUAAUAUUUGCCCUUUGGAGAACAACAACAUUUCCUUCUUAUACUCUUUCGCUUCACAAAUAUAGAAUAGCAAUUGGAAAAAGAUAUCGACAUGAGUAUUCUUCAAUACAACACUUGCAGAGAAUAUCUUCAGAGAUGAAUUGUACUUUCCCAAAUGCUUUUGAGCCUAUCUAUCUUUGUAUACUAUAUCAAUCCUUUUUAGACGACCUCAGACCUCUAUCAUGGCAGUUGGCAUUGUUGAUGGUGUCUUCUCUUUAUGGUAUGCAUUGUUGUGUCGAUUCUUUUUCAUAUGGGAAAGGUUUUGGCGCCAUUUGUAUCCGAAGCAUUGAAAUAUUUUCAACUGUAUCGAUAUACUUUGUGCCUCAUAUGAACAACUUUUGGUUUCUCUUGACUACUUGGUUACUACAUUUACACGUUUUGAAGAGAUAUAUCUCAAAGAGUCUUAUAGCUUCUCAUGUUCGUUCUUCUCAUUGGAUAGGAUUACUUACUCUAUUACUUGCUUUCUUUGGAAACUUGUAUUUGGCUAAUGGAGACCAUAUUCGAAGAGUCCAUCCUUAUCAACUAGGUAAAGAAUUGAGGUGGAAAAUGAGUUGGCAUAUUUUUAUUACUAUUCCUUGUGUUCUGUUGCUAACGAUUCCUAAGAAAGAAUAAUGGAAAUUAUUGACUUGAUGGGAGCUCAAGAAAAAUUCUUAUUUUCCUUUUGUAUCCACAAUAUAGAUAAAGUUGUUUCAGAGUUCAUAAAGCGGUGUUGACUUUUCGAGAGUUGUCUAUUCAACGAGAUUAAUUGUGCUGUUACAUUUUAAAUGAUUUUUCAUCAAAUACAACUAUGUUUCUAUUCCAAGUUGUUAAUGAUAUAUCUACUUUAGCAUCCUUACAAUUGUGGCUCUCCCAAUGGGUGGUCCAUUAUAUAUAUAUAUAUUGAAUUGGCAUCCAAUGGGAAGAUACUAGUCUUGUCAAGUCUUGAACAGCAGUUGAAUACAAUUAGUUAUUGAGUAGCACAUAAUUUAUGUUAACAUUCAAGUCGAAUAUCAUUGACAGAAAAGAAAUAUGGAGGACUGAAGUGGAGUCUUCAUACUGUGAGUAUAUACCAAUAACUAUUCAGCACAAGUCAACGCACUCGAUUCACUUUCUUCUGUGGAACUUUUCAUGGUUAGGUGGAACCAACGAUGGUCUUUACUUACUCGAAACUUGAAUAUUGUGUAUUAUACUUUUCCUCUUGUUCUCAAUACAACUUUUAUGCGUUCCACUCUUGACUUUCAAAGAAGUUGUACAGAAUAUUUCCCAUUUGCCAAAUAAAAAGCAUUUGCAUGUU
Molecule: messenger RNA, 1429 nt
Organism: Galdieria sulphuraria
Lineage: Eukaryota; Rhodophyta; Bangiophyceae; Galdieriales; Galdieriaceae
Exons: 3
Coding region: 94-768 (224 amino acids)
Source: RefSeq, a predicted model, not a curated record